UUUGAAGUACAAUCAUAUUACAAAGGCAUUUGAGACUUCUGCAGUCAAGAUGAAAGCCCUUAUCUGUCUGGCAUUAAUCUCAGGAUUUUAUUCCGCCUUUUCAACAACUCGACUUGACUGCAAUUCAUCUUCCAAGACACCAUCCUUGAAUCGAAUCAUCAAUGGCGCGACUGUGACUGAACCUCGGCCUUUUAUGGUUAAGAUAAUCAUCUUAGGGUCGUCCAUCUGCGGCGGAACCCUUAUAUCCGAUAAAUAUGUAUUAUCUGCUGCUCAUUGUUUUUGUCCAUCUCUACUGACAUGCUCGUUGUGGAAUAUUGGAAGAUCCAAGGUGCUUUUCCCAUCUGACGGGAUGCUGAAUUUGACGUUUGCAUUUUCUCCCAAUAAGACAAAACCAUCUCCAUUUUCGAAUAUUCAAGUGCGAAAACUCAUCGUUCAUCCCGAUUAUCAAUCUUCAGUCGCUCCCACAAAGGCUGACAUUGCUAUUUUGGAGCUCAAGGACCCCCUACAGCUCUCCUGGGAAGUGUCUCCCAUUUGCCUGCCGAAUCCAAAUACUCGGGAUCUUGGUCAAAAAGUUAUCGUUAGUGGUUACGGACGCCAAGGGUCGAUCAACGCAGAGAACACGAAUUGCCUUACAAAUCCUCGAGGACCCAAUAAAUUUGUACCAUGCUUUAACAGGCAUUGUCGGAACGAAUCAACUCCUCAAAAUGAGUUAUGUGCAAAUUUCUUUCAGAAAGUUGUCCCCAGAGAGGAUAUCCAUGUUUAUAAGUUCUCAAGAUCCCCUGUCGAAUGCUUUCAUCCUUCCGCUGAGCAUGGAUGGUGCUACACAACUUGGCCUCCAAAGGAUAAAAAGUGGGGAUAUUGCAUGAAAUCUUGCCAUGAUUCGCAUAAACUGAGCGCACCGGAGCUGAAGGAAGUUGAAUUGGAGAUUUACCCAACUACGACUUGCUACCCAAAUGCUAUUGACCUUGAGUUGGAGCUUUGCGUUGGAGGCACAUGGAACAGACCAAUAGUGGGCGAGUAUUUCGACUUUGCCAAUGGAUCUUACCAAUUGAAAAGGAAGUCCGGGGGACAAAAGUACCAUUUCUAUGGGUACAAGGAUUCGUGUGGUGGAGAUAGUGGUGGUCCCAUCUGGACCAAUAUCGAGGGCCAUGCAGUUUUAUUGGCUUUGGUAAGUCGAGGGCAAGAUUGUGGGCUACGAAACAAACCGGGGAUAGGCACACGAAUAAAAAUGUUUUUGGACUGGAUUCGAGAACCAUCCUUUGGAUCAUUACCUGACGAACCGCAAACUGGUUCGGCUACUCUCAAUGAAGACCAAGCGAAAGAAGUCAUUCAGGGUAGGAAUAGCUUCAUGUCAGAUUACUUGUUUCAAACCAGAUUACCUUACGACCCAACUUUCAGGCAGUGUGACCAAUUCAAUUUCCGGAGGAUUCCAAAUUCAGCAUUUGUACAUUCAAUCUCACUUCCUGGUUUUUUUGACAUACUUAUUUAAUCAACAAUGAACUUAAUACAUUAAUAAUCAUACAUCUAA
Tigriopus californicus is the source of this 1528-nucleotide messenger RNA. RefSeq lists its product as uncharacterized. Gene Ontology annotation, biological process: proteolysis. NCBI's taxonomy places the organism in Eukaryota, Metazoa, Arthropoda, Copepoda, Harpacticoida, Harpacticidae. Gene Ontology annotation, molecular function: serine-type endopeptidase activity. Bases 50 to 1489 code for a protein of 479 amino acids. The transcript is spliced from 7 exons. The record is from RefSeq and is a predicted model, not a curated record.